Molecule: messenger RNA, 2092 nt
Organism: Lolium rigidum
Lineage: Eukaryota; Viridiplantae; Streptophyta; Magnoliopsida; Poales; Poaceae
Product: polyubiquitin-like
Exons: 7
Coding region: 1-1434 (477 amino acids)
Biological process (GO): protein ubiquitination; modification-dependent protein catabolic process
Cellular component (GO): cytoplasm; nucleus
Molecular function (GO): protein tag activity; ubiquitin protein ligase binding
Source: RefSeq, a predicted model, not a curated record
AUGUCGCUGCUGGCACACGGGAGUGAGGAGAAUAGCCGCGCGGCCGUCCCCAUGGCCGGCGGCGGCAGCUCGGCGGUGACCUCCCCGGCUGGGUCCUCUGAGGACUGCGGGGCUGGCGAGUGGUGCCGCAUUUACGACCGGAUCGAGGCACUGCUGCCGCGUGUCGAGGCGCUCGCCGGCGACCGCGCGCGGUUGGAGGGAAUCGUCGAGCUGUCGGAAGCCCGCGAGAAGAGCCUCCACGCCCGCCUCCUCCAGGCGGAGGCCAGCAGGAUGCGCUGGAAGAGGGAGUACAUCGAGCUGCCGCUCUUGGCGAAUCCCAUGAUACCUAAACUCAAAGAGAUCGACUUGAAGGACCGCAUAACGUGUGAAGACGCCGAUAACUCGCAACUCAAGGAAGCUAGAACUUGUGUAGAGCUAAGGCAAAACAAUGAGAAUCAUGAGGGUGUUGCAGGGGAUUUAAGAGCAGAACUAAGAAAACUGAAGCAAGCUUACGAGGCUGUCUGCUUACACAAGGAUUCCUUGGUUAAGGAGAAAGACGAUGAAAUCCAAAAACUCAAAAAUGAGGCUAGUCAAAAGCGCCGAAAGACAGCUGAUGAUAUGCAUCAUGAACAGUGCACGAUGCAGAUCUUUGUCACGAUCCUUAAUCGCAAGACCAUCACUCUCGAGGUCAACGGGUUAGACACGAUCUGUGAUGUCAAGGCUAAGAUUCAAGACAAGGAGUGCGUCCCUCCAGUCCUACAGAGACUCAUGUUUGGUGAUAGGCUGUUGGUGGACAGCCGCACCCUUGAGUCCUACUACAUUCAGAGGGAAUCCACCCUCACCCUUCACCUUGUCCUCCAAGGGAUGCAUAUAGUUGUCAGCGCGCUUGAUGUUGAGAGAGCAGAUACCGUGAAGGCAAAGUUAUUCGAGGAGACUCUUGAUGUUGAGAGAGCAGAUACCAUAUGCAGUGUGAAGGCAAAGAUAUUCGAGGAGACUCUUGAUGUUGAGAGAGCAGAUACCAUAUACAGUGUGAAGGCAAAGAUAUUCGAUGAAACUGGCAUUGUCCCAGCUGAUCAGCACCUUGAGUUUGGUGGGAAGAAUCUGGAGGAGCGCCGCACCUUGACUGACUAUGGCAUACAAAAUGAUUCUACACUUAAUGUCGUGUAUAAUGCGUGGGUUGAUAAGAUACACAUCUCAGUCAGGGCACCAACUGGCAGGACCGUCAUCGAACAUUUUGCUAUGCGGUGGGAGACCAUCGGCAGUCUCAAGGCGAAGAUACAUGCUGAGUUGCGUGUUCCCCCGGAGCAGCAGUGCCUCUUCUUGCGUGGAAAGCUGCUGCAGAACGGCGGCACCUUGCAGUUCUACCGUAUAGAGCCAACCUCGUGGCCAUGCAUCCUCCUUCUGCAGCUCCGCCUUCCUGGUCGCCGGAACAUCGCAACACGAGGACCAGCAUAGCCGAUGUAAGCUAUAGCUGCCGCUUCGCCCUGUUUCCGCCAGAUUUUCACAAGUGGUGCUGUGAUGGUGAAUGUUGGGACGGUCCAUGGUACGGCGCCCACCAGGAGUGCCUCGACACUUGCAAAUGUCCCAAUUAACCCAGGAGGGAAAGUCAUGUAAGAUUUAUGAACAGACCUGUGUUUGGUGGGAAUGCACCUAGUGGUACUUGAUAUCUUAACAAAUGUGAAGCCUAAGAUGUCAACAUUUUUCUGGAGUUGAAUGUAUGCUGAUGCUGACCUUUCAUUCUCUACAAUGGAUCCUAUUCUGACAAGGUUGUGAACUGAAGCCAACAUUCAGUUGUUGUUGCUGCUGCUGCUGUCUACUUGUCAAUUUCAUCUGCAGAGAUAUCCUGUAGAGAUAUAGAUGGAUGGAAAUUGCUCUCGGUUUGCUGAGUUGCUUCAACACAGGCUGUUGAGCGUGUCAUGCUAAGCUUCCUGGUUUCUUCUUCGCAUGGCAUUCUGUUUCAAACUAGGGAAACGGAACAAAGGCUAGGAAUCAAGUAUCAAAUGACAAAUGGAUACUAAAAUAUUAUGUACACUUGAAAGCCAAAUUAGCAUUUGUUCCUACAUACUGUAAUAUAUUUUAAGCUCUAGGGUAUAUGCUAAAUGCCUUCUACUAC